This is a messenger RNA of Aspergillus ruber CBS 135680, 1197 nucleotides long. Its product is annotated as Arginase/deacetylase. Gene Ontology annotation, molecular function: metal ion binding; agmatinase activity. The transcript has 3 exons. The record is from RefSeq and is a predicted model, not a curated record. Lineage: Eukaryota; Fungi; Ascomycota; Eurotiomycetes; Eurotiales; Aspergillaceae. Bases 1 to 1053 code for a protein of 350 amino acids.
AUGGUCCACUUUACCAACUGGGUUGCACUGGCCGUGUUCGUAUCCCAUGUUUCUACGGCCUCCUUCCGAACAGGACAAGCUCCGUUGUCCCAUCCUCAAACAUUCAUUCAGAAAAGUAUAUUCGGACAGCGCCGGGACGUGGUCAUUGAUUCGCAUGACGAUUUCACCAUAAAUGAUGAUUUCAAUGAGAACACUCCCUAUGAAGACAUUGCUACGUUCGCUCAUUUGAAUUGGACCAAUUGUUUUUCUCCGGACAAUGACGGAGUCUUCGACAUUGGUAUUGUAGGGGCCCCGUUUGACCUUGGUGUCACGUAUAGGCCUGGCGCUCGCUUUGGGCCUUCAGGAGCCCGCAUGGGAGCGCGUCGGUUGGCGCCUAGUAUGGGAUAUAGGCUAGUUACCGUAUUUGGAGGACUGAGUGAGAAUAUGUUUGCUUACAAAAAAAUAACCCUUCCCGCUCUGAGAUCACUGCAUCCGACAUGGGGUAAAGUCGCCGUGUUACAUUUCGAUUCGCACCUUGACAGCUGGGACCCAAAGAAGUUAGGAGGUGGUCUUUCUAAGUAUGCGGAAGUUACCCACGGCAGUUUAUUGCAUCUUUCCCGUGAGGAAGGCCUCCUGUCAGGGAACAACAACAUGCAUUUAGGCUCUCGAUCCAUGCUCUUUGACAAAGAUUACGACCUGGACAACGAUGCUCGAUGUGGCUUCUCAUAUAUUCGAGCAAGGGAGCUUGAUGUGAUUGGAUUAGAUGCCGUCAUUGAGAGAAUUUUGAAGACCGUUGUCGAUCAAUUCGUGUACCUGCGUGUUGAUAUCGAUGUUUUAGACCCAGCCUUUGCACCAGCAACAGGUACAAUCGAACCCGGUGGUUGGACAACUCGUGAGCUAUUACAGAUACUGAAUGGGUUAUCAAGGGCUGGUGUGAAGAUAAUCGGAGCGGAUGUGGUUGAAUUUUCCCCAGUCUAUGAUGAUGCGGCCGAGAGGACAGCCGUCGCAGUGGGUCAGAUCGUGUACGAGAUCUUCCAGUGGAUGAUUCGUGUACCAGUAGGCCAUGUGGAGUAGUGGCGUGUCUAGAACAAAUGACAGACCGAAGUUUGAUUGAGGUAUGGGGCUUCACUUGGUUUCUGCCAGCGCUCAUCGAGAAGUCCUAAAGUGCGCCUCACAUUUACAAUGCAAUACCCGCUUUGCAACACCUCGAGGCGUCUG